AUGGCUGAGCGAUACAUCCCCGAGCAUCGCCGCACCCAGUUCAAGGCGAAGAACACCUUCAAGCCUGAGGAACUCCGCCGUCGUCGUGAGGAGCAGCAAGUCGAGAUCCGAAAGGCCAAGCGUGAGGAGAACUUGGCCAAGCGACGAGGUAUCGGAACCGGUGAGAACCGACCUGGUGCUUCCCUUGGUGCUGCCCCUGAUAGCGACGAUGAGUCUGCUCCUACCGAAUCUCAGUUGAACGAGGACCUUCCCCAGAUGGUGCAAGGCGUCUUCUCAGACCAGAUCGAUUCGCAGAUUCAGGCCACUACAAAGUUCCGAAAGCUCCUAUCCAAGGAGCGUAACCCCCCGAUCGAGGAGGUCAUCAAGACCGGUGUCGUUAGCCGCUUUGUCGAGUUCUUGCGAUCCCCUCACACCCUUGUUCAGUUCGAGGCUGCUUGGGCCCUGACCAACAUUGCCUCCGGCUCCGCCACCCAGACCCAGGUCGUCAUUGAGGCCGGCGCUGUCCCUAUCUUUGUCGAGCUGCUUGCUAGCCCUGAGCCUGACGUUAGGGAACAAGCCGUCUGGGCUCUUGGUAACAUCGCUGGUGAUAGCCCUCACUGCCGUGACUAUGUCCUCAGCUGUGGCGCUCUCAAGCCCCUCCUUAACCUUCUCGGCGACAGCCGCAAGCUUAGCAUGCUCCGCAACGCUACAUGGACUCUGAGCAACUUCUGCCGUGGAAAGACCCCUCAGCCUGAUUGGACUACUAUUGCCCCCGCUCUUCCCGUUCUGUCUAAGCUUGUCUACUCUCUUGACGAUGAGGUUCUGAUUGAUGCCUGCUGGGCUAUCUCGUACCUUUCUGAUGGUUCCAACGAUAAGAUCCAGGCCGUGAUCGAGGCUGGUAUCCCCCGCCGACUGGUGGAGCUCCUCAUGCACGCUUCCACAUCAGUCCAGACUCCUGCUCUGCGAUCCGUUGGUAACAUUGUCACUGGUGACGAUGUGCAGACCCAAGUCAUCAUCAACUGUGGUGCCCUGCCCUGCCUUCUGUCUCUGCUCAGCUCCACUAAGGACGGUAUCCGCAAGGAGGCCUGCUGGACCAUCUCCAACAUCACCGCCGGCAACUCUUCUCAGAUCCAGGCUGUUAUCGAUGCCAACAUCGUUCCCCCUCUGAUCCACCUCCUGCAGAACGGUGACCUCAAGACCCGCAAGGAAGCCUGCUGGGCCAUUAGUAACGCCACUUCUGGUGGUCUGCAAAAGCCUGAGCAAAUCCGUUACCUGGUUGCUCAAGGCUGCAUUAAGCCACUGUGUGACCUGCUUGGCUGUCCCGAUAAUAAGAUCAUCCAGGUCGCCCUGGAUGGCCUUGAGAACAUCCUCAAGAUUGGUGACCUUGACAAGCAGGCUGCUGGCGAGUCUGGCGACUCCAUCAACCGAUAUGCUCUCUUCAUUGAGGAGUGUGGCGGCAUGGAAAAGAUCCACGACUGCCAGAACAACGCCAACGAGGAGAUCUACAUGAAGGCUUACAACAUCAUUGAGAAGUACUUCUCCGACGAUGAGGAGAAUGCUGACGAUGGUAUGGCUCAGCAACCCGCCGGCCCCAACGGUACCUUCGGCUUCGGCACCAACGGUGCUGCCCCUGCAGGAGGAUUCGACUUUGCCAAGGGUAACGACGCCAUGGACAUGUAA
Messenger RNA from Fusarium pseudograminearum CS3096, 1659 nucleotides. RefSeq lists its product as uncharacterized. The record is from RefSeq and is a predicted model, not a curated record. The transcript has 3 exons. Bases 1 to 1659 code for a protein of 552 amino acids. Gene Ontology annotation, molecular function: protein binding; nuclear import signal receptor activity. Lineage: Eukaryota; Fungi; Ascomycota; Sordariomycetes; Hypocreales; Nectriaceae. Gene Ontology annotation, biological process: NLS-bearing protein import into nucleus. Gene Ontology annotation, cellular component: cytoplasm; nucleus; nucleoplasm.